Messenger RNA from Lolium perenne, 1359 nucleotides. Its product is annotated as syntaxin-132. Gene Ontology annotation, molecular function: SNAP receptor activity; SNARE binding. The record is from RefSeq and is a predicted model, not a curated record. Gene Ontology annotation, biological process: intracellular protein transport; exocytosis; vesicle fusion. Gene Ontology annotation, cellular component: plasma membrane; SNARE complex; endomembrane system. Lineage: Eukaryota; Viridiplantae; Streptophyta; Magnoliopsida; Poales; Poaceae.
UUCCUUCUCCCUUCCUUCCGCAGCCAAUAAACCGUCUUCAAACCUCGGACGAGUUCUCCGUUGAUUGUUUCCCUUCACUUCCAGGCGCGAACCUUCAUUUCCAACCAAAAGUUUCCGAUAAAAUUCUCAGUCUCCCAAUCUAUUCCGGUCGCCGCCAAGAACCUCUCCCGUCUCUCUGCCCCCCUGCGAAGAAAAAGUCCGGGAUUUUGUGGCGUGAUUCCGCCGUUCUCGCCGGCCGAUCGCCGCUCGCCAGGAUGCGCAACCUUCUCUCGGAUUCAUUUGAGCUCAGCAUAGAGGAACGGGCUCGGGGAAAUGUUGAUAUUGAGCUGGGUUUGCAAGGCCAUACCGCGAGCUCCGCACAGCCUGGUUUCGACGGCUUCUUUGAACAGGUCAGGGAGAUCGAGAAGGUGCUUGAUACGUUGACAAAGCUACUGAAAGAUCUUCAGAACUCAAAUGAUGAAUCAAAAGUUGUCACUAAGUCUGCCGCUAUGAAAGAGAUCAAAAAGCGCAUGGAGAAGGAUGUUAACGAGGUGACAAAGGUUGCACGGCUCGGAAAAUCAAAACUACAGAAAUUGAAUAAAGAUAAUCUUGCAAACAGAGAAAAACAGGGCUUUGGCAAGGGAUCAGCUGUGGACCGGUCUCGGACCUCAAAGACUUCUGCAUUGACCACGAAGUUGAGGGAACGCAUAUCAGACUUUCAGACACUAAGAGAAGCAAUACAGACGGAAUACAGGGAAGUCGUGGAGCGACGUGUUUUCACUGUAACUGGCGAGCGUGCUGAUGAAGAGACAAUUGACAAGCUGAUAGAAACAGGCGACAGUGAACAAAUUUUCCAAAGAGCCAUUCAGGAACAAGGGCGUGGACGGGUGCUCGACACGCUCCAAGAGAUCCAGGAGCGGCAUGACACUGUGAAAGAGAUUGAGACAAAACUCCUUGAGCUGCAGCAGAUUUUCCUCGACUUGUCCGUAUUGGUUGAGGCGCAAGGUGAGAUCCUGGACAACAUCGAAGCGCAGGUUGUAGGUGCGGCAGAACAUGUUCAGACUGGAACAAACCUCCUCCAGAAGGCGAAGAUCCUUCAGAAAAACUCGCGGAAGUGUGCCUGCAUAGGGAUCAUCAUCCUACUGCUCGCUAUACUCAUCAUCGUCCUCUCACUGAGACCGUGGGCAAAGUAGAAAAAGAAACUCCCAAAGAAGCAUCAUGCCAAAGACAAUAUACGAUUAUUUCAUAUGACGUUUAUAUAUGGCCUUUGUUGUGUAUACGCCGUCUGAUGCCAGAGUUGUCAUGUACAUUCUCUGAAUAUUUUUUGGGCUUGAAUUUUGUUCGUUUUGUUCUUAGAAUAUCAAAGAUGCAACUUAAUUA